Messenger RNA from Motacilla alba alba, 2282 nucleotides. It is a transcript of the gene KIF3C, whose product is annotated as kinesin family member 3C. The coding region runs from base 111 to 2282 and encodes 723 amino acids. Gene Ontology annotation, biological process: microtubule-based movement. Gene Ontology annotation, molecular function: ATP binding; microtubule motor activity; microtubule binding. The record is from RefSeq and is a predicted model, not a curated record. Lineage: Eukaryota; Metazoa; Chordata; Aves; Passeriformes; Motacillidae. The transcript is spliced from 2 exons.
CUCCGCCCCGGCCCCGGCCCCGGCCCCGGCCUCGGCCCCGGGGAUGCCGCGGGGGCGGCGCGGCUGAGCCCCCCAGCCCCGCUGCGCCGCCGGCCCCGCCCGCCGCCGCCAUGGCCGGUAAGCCCCGCAGCGGCUGCGAGGCGCUCCGGGUGGUGGCCCGGUGCCGGCCCAUGAGCCGGCGGGAGGAGGCGGCGGGAUACGAGCGCGUCCUGGAGCUGGACGUGAAGCUGGGCCAGGUGAGCAUCCGCAACCCCCGCGCCGCCCCCGGGGAGCUGCCCAAGACCUUCACCUUCGACGCCGUGUACGACGCCAGCUCCAAGCAGGCCGACCUGUACGAUGAGACGGUGCGGCCGCUCAUCGACUCGGUGCUGCAGGGCUUCAACGGCACCGUCUUCGCCUACGGCCAGACCGGCACCGGCAAGACCUACACCAUGCAGGGCGCCUGGGCGGAGCCCGAGAAGCGCGGCAUCAUCCCCAGCGCCUUCGAGCACAUCUUCACCCACAUCUCCCGCUCGCAGAACCAGCAGUACCUGGUGAGGGCCUCGUACCUGGAGAUCUACCAGGAGGAGAUCAGGGACCUCCUCGCCAAGGACCAGAGCAAGAAGCUGGAGCUGAAGGAGAACCCCGAGACCGGGGUGUACAUCAAGGACCUCUCCUCUUUUGUGACCAAGAACGUCAAGGAGAUCGAGCACGUGAUGAACCUGGGCAGCCAGACGCGCUCCGUGGGCAGCACCAACAUGAACGAGCACAGCUCGCGCUCCCACGCCAUCUUCCUGAUCACCAUCGAGUGCAGCGAGACGGGGCCGGACGGCGAGGAGCACAUCCGCGUGGGCAAGCUCAACCUCGUGGACCUGGCCGGCAGCGAGCGCCAGAACAAAAUGGGGAGCCACGGAGAGCGCCCCAAGGAAGCCUCCAAGAUCAACCUCUCCCUCUCGGCCCUGGGCAACGUCAUCUCGGCGCUGGUGGACGGGCGGAGCACGCACAUCCCCUACCGGGACUCCAAGCUCACCCGCCUGCUGCAGGACUCCCUCGGGGGCAACGCCAAGACAAUCAUGGUGGCCACCUUGGGCCCGGCCUCCCACAGCUACGACGAGAGCCUCUCCACCCUCAGGUUCGCCAACAGGGCCAAGAACAUCAAGAACAAGCCGCGGGUGAACGAGGACCCCAAGGACACCUUGCUGCGGGAGUUUCAGGAGGAGAUCGUCCGGCUGAAAGCGCAGCUGGAGAAACGCGGGAUGCUUGGCAAGAAGAGGAGGAGGAGCAGCCGGAGGAAGAAAGCAGUGGAUGGAGAGGGCACCGUGGACAAUGAAGGGGAGGAUGAGAAUGAGGAUGGCCUGGAGAAGACCAUGGAGAAUUACUUGAAGGAGCAGAAGGAGAGGCUGGAAGAGGAGAAAGCCGCUAUCCAGGAUGACCACAGCCUGGUGAGUGAGGAGAAGCAGAAGCUGCUCCAGGAGAAGGAGAAGAUGAUAGAGGACCUGCGGAAGGAGCAGGAGGCCACGGAGCUGCUGGCCAUCAAGUACAAGGUUCGUGUUGUCACCCCCAUGGUGACAAAUGGGGUGCCUGCUGUGCCCCCAGCCUGUGGUCUGGAUGGGAAUGGAUCCCAAGCAGGGAGCCUGGGGGAGGUGUCCAGGCAGGGUCCCCCAAGGGCAGCCCCAGGCUCCGGCGUGGGGCUGGGCUGGGGUGGCCCUCAGACCUGUGUGGGGACGCUGUGGGGACCUGUGUGGGAGCUGCAGGGGGUGGCAGGGAAGGGCCACAGGGGAGAGGGUCACUGGUGGCACGAGUGUGCCGUGCUCCGCUCUUGUCCUCUUCGGCACAACAAAGCAGCUCGGGUGGGAAGGGGGAGUGAUGAGAGUGAUGCUGCAGAUUCGUCCCUGCUGGCCUCGGGAGUGAGCCCAGGGCUGGGGCUGGGGACACGGGGCACCUGCCCCCAGUUCUGUCCAGCCCCUGGCUCCCAGUGGGCUCUGUGGGGAUGGGCAGGCCUGGCAUCCCUGCAGGGACCCCCAUCCCCCUCCCCACCCCAAAUCCUUCCUACCUCCCCAAGCCAGAGCAGGGUGCAUGGGGGCACCACUGCUGGCUCAGGGAUGCUCAGGGGUUUGGUGCUGAGGGUGAGAGGGGCCACGGCUGUGCCAGGGGUCUGGGCUGCACCUCCUCCUGCCCCAGCCCUGCUGCUGUCCCCCUUCCCUCCUGCUCGUGGUGGUCAUGGGGCUGGGACCACAGUCCCAGAACACAGCGACAGCAGAGCACAAAUCCCCCCUGUGCCAGAGGGGCGCAGCCUGCUGUGA